GCAAAAGCGGGAAAUAUGGCUGUCGAAAUGGGAGAAAAACACGAUGAAGACGAUAAAGUUGAUAUUUUGACAAGGAUCACAGAUUCUAUCGACAACCAUUUGAGAGGUUUUAGGAAUGUUUCCUGGGUUCUGGCUGGAGCUGGAAUUAUACUGAUUGCAAGGAGAACAUAUGUGUUUAGGCAUUUUAAAGUUGUCUCUGACAUCCCAAAAGAAUUUGUUGCCAAGAACAUCACCUUUCGUGGCCAUGUAUGCGAGGUUAGGCCAGACAACACUCUUGGUGUUUAUCAUAUUCCUUUGCUCAGGAGACUCAAGUAUUCAUCUGAUACAGAGGCCUCAAAACAAUCCAGUCUUCUAGCCAUCAGUCUUAUAGGUGUGGAAUUCAGGGAAGGUGGGCACCAAUGGCUUUCAGGCCAUCUGAUGUCAGCUGAUGUUAAGAUUACUCCUUUCCAAGUCACCAAAAAGCAUACAUUGGACUGCAUGGUGUACAAGAAAAAGAACUGGUUUUCAUCUAUAUGUGUAAACCAAGAAUUGCUGCAUCAAGGUGUAGCAGUCACAUGUCAUGUUCCCACACUUGUCAACAGUCCAGUUUAUCAAAAACUUCAAAGACAACUCCUGAAGGCAGAAAUAUCUGCUGAAAAGAAAGGUGUUGGCAUUUGGAAGAGGCCAUCAAGAAUAAAAGCCUUUUGGGGAAAAAUUUCCUCUCCAAUCUCCUGGAUAAAGAGGGGACUCAGUGCUUUUCAAUAUGUUAGAAGUCUCUUUUCAAGGAAAGCAACAAACCAUGAAGAGAAGUAAUUUUUAAGAAGUUACUUAACAAAGUGAACUGGGAUAUUUUGAUGGCACAAGAAUCUUUGACCAAGAUUUGUUUGUCACAUCAACCUGGAUGCUUAUGUUUGUCCUAAAAAAUUGAGGCAGAGAACAAACUAACUCUUCUCCAGCAAUGCACCGCUUCCCUAAAGAGAAGCUUUGCUCACAGUGGAGUUCAGUUUUGGAACAACCCACCCCCGAGUCAGUCUUAACAUGAUGUUAGAGCAAAUUAACAAUUGGUUCAUACAUCAGUGUGUGUUCAUCGAGAUAUGAAGCACGCGGGAAGUUUGGAGAGCAUGAAAGAUGCGUAAGAGUUGCUCAAAGCACAGCCGAGAGUAACUCUAGCUUCUUGAGUGCUCUUAACUUCCCAAGUGCUUCAUAUCUCGAUGACCCCACAGCUGACGCAUGAACCAAUUGUUUUAUAGCAUUUUCAACCCGAUGGAAAAUUUUUUUCUCGAGGGAUAUGUUUGUUGACGUCAUGAGCGUGCACAAUAGGAAUAUGUAGCAUGCUCAAGCAAUUGAAUUUGAUUAGACAAAUUUACUAGCUAUGUUAUAAAUUGAGUUGACAGUAUGAGACAGUAUGUUAUUUAAAUGCUGCCUCUAAGAAAAGAAGCAUCUGUUGUUUUAAUUUUUUUUCCUGUGGUGAUUGUAUUUAAGUGGGUAAGUGGUUGAUCAAUAAGAAUUUGAUGGGGUUCAUAGAAAUACCAUGAAUGAAUAGUAAAAGUCAUCUUAUUUUAUGUAUCUUAUACAUGUUCUACCUAUGUCACCCUCAUUGUGUGUGGCUCACUAAAUGAACCUAGCUAUCUCUAUCCCACAUUACCAAGAACUUGUAAACCCUUUGCCUCCCAUGGGUGACCAAGACAGAGUUUCUCCUUACAAUAUCAGUACAAUGUAAAUCAGACAGGUGAAGAGAAUAAAGAAAAAUAUAAGUUUGAGGAUUUUCUGGUUGAUCCAGAAUCAAAUCUCAGAACUAGCAUGAUGAGAAUUUUAUGGCAGACUGUAAGGAGUAUUACUAAUGAGAUCUUGAGCUUUAGAGGAACUUAUUUUUUCAAACCAUCCCCUGUGAUUCUAAUGACCAAAAGAAAAACCAAAGUAACCAACAUUUAAUGAGGAUUCAGAGAGUCAUUUUUGUUUAUUUCAAAUAAACUUCACACAUAUCAUCUGUAUUUCUCUAAGUCUAUAAAUUAGUCACUAAAAUUAUCAAUAUCAUCAUUUUUCACCUCUUUAACAAGCUUCUAUGAUAUUUCAUUUAAUGAGGUAAAUACUGAUUACUACUUAAUAAACAUAUGAAGUUUCAAACAGAAAUUAUUCCAAACGAAAGGGGCUGGGGUGCAGACUUUAAAAAAUAUUUCAAAAUAGGCUUGAACAAUUUUUGAGAAACUAUGUUGAUUUUGUGACAUUUGCAAUUUAUCAAAGUUGAAACAAACCUUUACCAGUAAUCAAAAAUAUACAAAGGGAAUUUACAUCAAGUUGAUAGUCAAUUUAAAUAGUACUUACUAGUGUAUUCUUUAACCUUUAACUCUCAUGAGUGACAAAGCCAGAAUUCUUAUGAUAUCGAUGCAAUAUCAAGCAGUAAUGAGCAUAAAGAAAAAUACCAAUUGGGGGAAUUAUUACUUGAGCCAAUACCAAAUUCUCCAAACUAAUAUCAUGAGAAUUUUACAGCAUACAGCAAGGAGAAGUACUAAUGAGAUCUGGGAAUGAAACGGUUAAGAGGCAUGGAUUUACCAAAGAAUUGUAAGAAACCAUGUAACUACUAAGUGAUAAGUUGAUCUGUCAACUACCUCAUGUAAUGAGCUUCUCUUGGUGUAUGUGGUCUUGAAAAAAAUUUAAAAAAUCUUACAAUAGUACCAUUUUUGAACCACUUCAUCCUUUUGAAAAUGUUCAGUCUGGGGACCCAUUUCUCAAAAGUCCCAGUAACUUAAUGGACCAGAAGCCUUAUUUUAUAAUCAAGAUUUGAAGAAUAAAUAAGCAGGUUCUGGUACCCUAACCAGUCCAUUUUUUUUCUUUAGGUGAUGGUUUCAAAGUAUAAUUUUCAAAACUUUUAAAACCCCUACCUUGAGUGAAAACAGAAGAACUUUACAGGCCUGUUUAGUUACCAGGACCCUUUCUUUUUUUAAAUUACUAAAUGGGUCUUAGGACGACA
Pocillopora verrucosa is the source of this 2947-nucleotide messenger RNA. RefSeq names its product protein C3orf33. The record is from RefSeq and is a predicted model, not a curated record. NCBI's taxonomy places the organism in Eukaryota, Metazoa, Cnidaria, Anthozoa, Scleractinia, Pocilloporidae.